UCUUUUUUGUGCGGAUCGUAAGAAGUAAUAAGCUGCACAAAAUUAAAAAUACAUGUUGAUAAUCGAUGUUAUAAUUGUCAAAUUAAAAGUAAAACGACCACAAAAGUACCAAAGUGAAACGUUUGGUUGCCUGAACAGGAGAAGUGAGAGAGAAAAUUGUUAUGAAAUAAAUAAGAAAAAUGUGCAACAAAAAUAACUUUAACUUAAUAUAAACAAACAAAGUAAAUAUUAGAAAAUGAGCACAAUCGAAGAGCAAGAGCUUCAGCAAUUGCUGAAAGACCUCGAAAAUGUGCCGACCCCUCAGUUGCGACAGAGAUUAUUGAACCACUUCCAAAAACAGGAUGAGCCGAGUUGUACAUUAGAGGAUUUUGCCAUUUAUUAUCUGGCUGGACUGCGCCAAUGCACUGAGGCACAUUUUCGUAGCAGUGAAGAAGAGACGCCCAAAUGCCAAACGCCAGUAAAGCAGAUGAAGGCGGUUAUAACUACUACGCCAAAAGUGACUGUCCAGAGCAACCGAAAACUGAUUACGCCAGAAUCUUCUAACACAUGCAAUCUUACCAAUGAAUCUCAACAUAGUCUGAAUAGCUCCUGUAACACUUCCACAACGUCUUCCGCAUAUCAGAGCAACCCAUCCACACCAGCGUGUGGUACACCGAAUCCACCCAAUCAUGGACGACGUUCACAAAGCCAUUUUUGUAGCACACCUCAGAACAGCGAGCGGUCCAAUCGCAGUGGUGGUGGUAAUUCCAGUUUUUGUCUUGGAGACUUCAUUGUCAACACACCUAACCAGCGGUCCAAGAAGAAGGCAACCCCCCAGCAUCAGUCGCCAGGAACAACCCCACAGGAAACCUCAAACGCAGAAACUGUAAAUAAACCCAGGCGACGUGUGUUACCCAUGACCAUCAGCAAGAAUGUGUCGGGCUCUUCCUUUGGUGAGGUGCCUUUAGGAAUCGGCACCAGUUCUUUUAGCAAUGAUUACAAUCUCUGGCGCCUGUCCCAAAGCACCGAACUUGUCGAUCGCAGUCAAAGUGCAGCACUGGAUAUGGAGGCACGGAAAACGCUGUUGCUACACAAGCAAGAAAUCAAGAUUGAGGCGCACAUCGCAACAGACCGGCUACAAAAUUUGGCACUGGCAACGCAAGAGCAGGAAGAAUCAGAGUCCAUUGCUGAGCUAACUGUGGACCCAAUUGAUUUAACAGAUCUACCAAAUUCUGCUCAAUUGCAAUUGCUCGCCGGCAUAUAUGCCCAACUGAUGGAUCUCAAUUUGAUCCCAAAUGUGCUUAGCGAGCUUUGCUUCACGCUGCAGCUGCUCAACAUUCGAGAAGGAGUCUCGAAUAGCUUUUCCCAAGAACCAGAAUCGCCACUUGCUAUUCUUUGUCAAUACAAAAAUUGUAUCUAUUUUGCAGCAAAGGUACUUGAGCUACAGCAAUCGCUUCUUCUGCAGCUGGAUCGCAAAUCAUUGGCCAUGGUGUUGCAAAAUGAGCGUCUACUGCUGUUACCCAAAAGCCAGCAUGAAGAGUUGAAUCUGGCCUGCCAACAAAAACAGCUUGAGCAACAGCAGCAGUUGAUUGUCAGUGGCGAUACAGGAGGUGUAAAAAAUUCAAAAUUAAAUGUUUACUAUCAACACGAUAAAGAUUCAAGGGAUAACUUUCCCACCCAAUCUGAAUUUUCGGCAUUUAAGAGCCAACGUGAUCUGUUCUACAAAGCCUUUAAGUAUUGGGAGCUUAAUCACUUAAACCGAAUUUUUAAAUUUAGUUCUGAGGUGGCUCCCAAGAUACGCGACAUCUUUAAGCAAUCGGAGCAUGUCGUCAAUAUGGCACACUUUGCUAAACUUUUUGUAAGCCAGCUGCUAAUUUCGGCCAGCGAGGCGACGGAAUCACCGGAGGAACUGGGUCUCAAAUUGGAUCAGCUGCGUUUAAAUCGCUUAGCCCAGCGUUUAGUGACAAGUAGUUCCAGCGUGGAGGACCAAUUCCCCCGUACCCAGGCCUUCUUUUGUGACUUUAUUAACGAGUGUGGCUCGAUAUCGUUCUUGGUGCAGCUCAAGCUGGCUCUCUAUGCCCAGCUAAUGCGAUAUAAUAAUUCCACAUUCGAGUUGGUUCAAUUAAAUUUCGAUAGUGGUGAAAUAGAUGUCCUAGGUGAACCAGAUGAAAGUUCCGAACAGGUGCAGGGCCCGUAUAUUGUCCGUGUCUCGACAAUGGCGUCCAUGCUCAUUUUGGCCAAAUUUUUGGGUUAUGUCACUGCAUUGCCAUACAAUCGUCAAAAUCCUGCAACUGUGUUGAAUACAACUACGACAACGGCUUCCAACUGCUCCGACCUACAGCAGCUUCAACUGCGGAGUAAUUUUCAGCCAGAUUUUAAUCUUAGCUCAGUGCUAGAGCGUGCUAUGGGUGAAGGUAAGCUUUUGGUAACGCUUCCCUGGCUGGUUCAGUACGUCAUCAUGUUGGAUGUUAUCACAAUACAGUUGCCUAACAACAAGGCAACAAUGGAGCUUCUAUAUACGGUCUAUGCUGAGGCAGCCAACCAGCGAUGCCUCCAACCCACAGCUGAAUUUGUGAUACGCACCUGCAUUGGCUGGCUCUUAGAAUCUCAUGCAACAUUGACGAAUAACUAUUACAGCUAUCGAAGACAGUGGUCCAGGGCUAGAAAAACGAACCCUCUGGUGUUGCAAUGUCUAGAAAUUCUUCACAUUAAGGUGAAGUCAUCGACGUGUCAGCAAGGCGGCGCAAGCAAUUCGAAUUUAAGCUCUAAAAAUGGAGCUCCUUUAUUAGAGUACUUGCUGCCUGUGUCCUGUCCUUUUCUGCCUGAGUUUCGCGUAGCUAUUACCCCAUCGAAACAAGUUCAAAGCACCUCACGCACUGGACGGUUCCGCUACAUAACCACAAGACUUGAACAAUUUAAUUCAGUCAAAAGUCCAGUGCCCGAAGAAAGUCAAGCUAGCGAAAGAGACAAUAACAAGAUUACUCUGAGCUUGGUGGAGCCACAGCAGAGCAAAUUGAUUGACGCCUUUCUGCACUCCCAAAACGCAAGUAUGCGGCGGCUGUUAGAAUUCGUUACUGAGCGUAGUUUCAAGUGUGUGGUCAAGGAUGCCCAACAGCAGAUAUUGCUGCCCUCUAAGGCGCAAGCAGAUGGGCAGGUAAAUGCUAUCCGUUCCACGCAACAAAUGGAAGUCUACAGGGAUGUUAAACGCAUCUAUAGCGAGGCAUGUCACAAGGCUUGCGACCAAUGGCAGGAGCAAGUGCCGGCUAUGCUGGAGAGACGAAUUCAAAAGUCGCUGAACUCAUUACUUCCUUCAAAUACAAGCGACGUGUUGCAACGCACCUACGCCAAAUUGAUUCGAGCUCAGGCUCAGCCCCAGCUUCAACAAUGGCUGCAGUCCAACGUCUUGCAAUCUAAUUUUUACUACAGCGAUCUACAGGAAGUGGCGAUUAAGGUGUGCCGGGCAAACAAGAAUAAUACGGGAUCUAUGCCGUCCAAUUCGAACUCCUCCACAGAACUUUGCUUGAGCGGUGAUGGAAAUAUCAGUCUUUCCGAUUUCCUGUACCAUUUGCAAACGUGGUUGCACUGUCUCAGCUUGAGGCCCAAAUGUCUGGCAGGAUGUGUGGAUAUUCUGGAUUUAUUAAGGAAUGCGCACCAAGCUGUCCUGCAGUCCCAGCUUCCUACAGUUUUUUACUACCUAGUUGGAUCAGGAUUGGUGCGUCUGCUACAACUAUUCAUUGUCAGGCGUCCGCAGUUACUAACCCCUACGUUCAUGUCUAUGGCUUGUGAUGUGUGGCGUGCCCCACAAUUAAAAAAACUAAUUCAUCGGCCAGAGACGAAAGCCGAGCAACAGGGUAAUCCUGGAAUAUUUGACGCACUGCUAAGCGUUAGCUUUGUGCAAGAGCUAAGCAUGGCCCAUCCCUCAUCGUUCCAGUUGCUGCAGGAGUUACUACUGGCCAUGUUGACGACCGGUGUACUCCACAUUGAGCUACUUAACGAGUUCUUUUUGCCGCUUUUUAAGGAGGAAUGGGCGCCACCCAUUUGGAACGCGCUCUCCCAACUUUUGCAGCAGGUGGCGCAAUAUCGCGUAGCUGGUGGAGAUGGCAUUGGAGAAACCCCAACCGCCAUACCUGCGAGCGCCGAGGAAGAGGCCAAGUCACAUUUGUUCAUGGAAGCUUUAGCUGAUUUAUCGCGAGAUGUGGACUUUUAAUUAUGAUUGUUAGUCGUACCUAAACUUAAGUGCACAUUCUUAUGCUGUUUAUGUCAUUCUUAAUAAGUAUUCGAUGUAUUUUUUAGCUUUCUGCUUUCGUGUACUCAGUGUGUGUGAAUAAAGCGCUAUUUUUGCAAAA
Molecule: messenger RNA, 4325 nt
Organism: Scaptodrosophila lebanonensis
Lineage: Eukaryota; Metazoa; Arthropoda; Insecta; Diptera; Drosophilidae
Gene: dlt
Product: protein disks lost
Exons: 2
Coding region: 236-4186 (1316 amino acids)
Biological process (GO): chromatin organization
Cellular component (GO): nucleus
Source: RefSeq, a predicted model, not a curated record